AUGUCACCUAGGACCUACGUGUACAAGCAGGUUGACGGUGUCGAUAUUUCUUUCAAUCUUUACUUGCCGAUUCUGCCCUCAAAACCAAAGCAUGAAUUUGUACAGAUCCAACAAAUCAGCCAUCAUACUGUCAUUCACGACGUUCCCGUAGUAGUAUACUUCCAUGGAGGUGGAAUGACCGUUGGAACGCGGAAGAGCUGGUUUCCAAUUUGGCUCCACUUGCGUCUGGCUUCGGCCGGUGUCGCUUUCAUAUCUGCUGACUACAGGCUCAUGCCCCCCUCGAACGGACAUGACAUCGUCUCUGAUAUCGUCGUCCUGUUCGAAUUUCUCCGAACCUCGCUCAACCCACGACUUCAGGACGAAACUUUGUUGCUUCGAAUAGACCCCACUCGUAUUGCAGUUGCCGGAUCAAGUGCUGGAGGGCUAUGCGCGUACUUGGCCGCUGCUCACGCAGCUCCCAAACCUAUAGCCGUUCUUUCAAUGUACGGUCUAGGGGGGUCAUUCAUGGUGCGUCAUUGGACCUCGAGCCAUUUUCACACACUUCAUUGUCUUCUCAACGCACCAGACGCCACAUUACCUCACACCCAAACUCACACCUUUCUUCCGUAA
Molecule: messenger RNA, 609 nt
Organism: Heterobasidion irregulare TC 32-1
Lineage: Eukaryota; Fungi; Basidiomycota; Agaricomycetes; Russulales; Bondarzewiaceae
Product: Esterase/lipase/thioesterase
Exons: 2
Coding region: 1-609 (202 amino acids)
Molecular function (GO): hydrolase activity
Source: RefSeq, a predicted model, not a curated record